Danio rerio (zebrafish) is the source of this 3096-nucleotide messenger RNA. The record is from RefSeq and is a predicted model, not a curated record. NCBI's taxonomy places the organism in Eukaryota, Metazoa, Chordata, Actinopteri, Cypriniformes, Danionidae.
UGACUGUAACUUAACAGAAAAAAGCUGUUCAGCUCUUACUUCAGUUCUCAGAUCAGAUACCAAUCUAAAAGUGCUGAACAUGAGCAAUAAUAAUCUACAGGAUUCAGGAUUGAGAUUGCUCUGCUCUGGAAUGAAGGAUAUAAAGUGUGAAUUGGAAGUACUGAGGCUCAGUAAGUGUGAUCUAACAGAGGAAAGCUGUUCAGCUCUUGCUUCAGUUCUCAGUUCAGGCUUCAACAGUCUGAAGGAUCUUGACCUGAGCAAUAAUAAUCUACAGAAUUCUGGAGUGAAGCUGCUCUCUGAUGGACUGAAGGACAGUAACUGUACACUGGAGAAACUUGGUCUUUCAGACUGCAAUAUCAGUGAAGAAGGUUAUAAAGCUCUGGCUUCAGCUCUGAGAUCAAACCCUUCACACCUGAUAGAGCUGGAUCUCAGAGGAAAUGAUCCUGGACAAUCAGGAGUGAAGGAGCUCGCUGAGUUACUGCAGGAUCCACACUGUAAACUGAAGACACUGAGGUGUUUCAGUCCUUCAGCAGAUGAAGCCUGUCAGUUUGUGUCUGGAAUUGUGGGUAAAAACCUGUUACUCCUGAAAGAACUGAAUCUAAAUGAUCAUCAACUAGGAGACACACGAGUGAAUCAACUCUCUGCUCUACUGCAGGAUAAACACUGUCAGAUCAACACACUCAUGCUCCGUAACUGUGCUCUAAGAGAAGAAAGCUGUUCAGCUCUGGCUUCAGUUCUCAGAUCAGAAUCUAGCAGUCUGAAGGAUCUUGACCUGAGCAAUAAUAAUCUGCAGGAUUCAGGAGUGAAGCGGCUCUCUGAUGGACUGAAGGACAGUAAACUGGAGAAACUCAGUCUUUCAGACUGCAGUAUCAGUGAAGAAGGUUGUAAAGCUCUGACUUCAGCUCUGAGAUCAAACCCUUCACACCUGAUAGAGCUGAAUCUCGGAGGAAAUGAUCCUGGACAAUCAGGAGUGAAGGAGCUCACUAAUUUACUGCAGGAUCCACACUGUACACUGAAGACACUGAGGUUUUUGAGUUCUGCUGCUGAUGAAAUCUGUCAGCAUGUAGCUGAAAUUGUGGGUAAAAACCCGUUACUCCUGACAGAACUGAAUCUGAGUAAUCAUAAACUAGGAGACACACGAGUGAAUCAACUCUCUGCUCUACUGCAGGACAAACACUGUAAAUUUAACACACUCAUUCUGCGUUGUUGCAGUAUUACAGAGCAGCAGUGUGAGAUCCUGACUUCAGCUCUGAAAUCAAACCCAUCACACCUGAGAGAACUGGACCUCAGUCAGAAUAAACUUGAAUCUGGAGUGAAAAACCUCAGUGAUUUACUGAAGAACCAUCAAUGCAAGCUGGAGAAACUAAAUCUUUGUAAAUGCAGUAUUACAAAGGAACAGUGUGAGAUCCUGACUUCAGCUCUGAAAUCAAACCCAUCAUACCUGAGAGAACUGGACCUCAGUGAGAAUCAAAUAAGAAACACAGGACUGAAUCUCUUAUGUGAUGUACUGAAGGAUUCACACUGUAGACUGCAGACACUGAGGUUAAGCAGUUGUGAAAUGACAGAUGAAGCUUGUUCUGCUGUGACUUCAGCUCUGAAAUCAAACCCAUCACACCUGAGAGAACUGAACCUGAGCUAUAAUAAACUAGGAGACUCUGGAGUGAAAAACCUCAGUUAUUUACUGAUGAAGCCACAAUUCAAGCUGGAGAAACUACAUCUGUGUAACUGCAGUAUUACAGAGGAACAGUGUGUGAUCCUGACUUCAGCUCUGAAAUCAAACCCAUCACACCUGAGAGAACUGAACCUCAGCUGUAAUGAACUAGCAGACUCUGGAGUGAAAAACCUCAGUGAUUUACUGAUGAAGCCACAAUUCAGGCUGGAGAAACUACAUCUGUAUAAAUGCAGCAUUACAGAGAAACAGUGUAAGAUCCUGACUUCAGCUCUGAAAUCAAACCCAUCACACCUGAGAGAACUGAACCUCAGUGAGAAUCAAAUAAGAAACACUGGAGUGAAUCUCUUAUGUGACGUACUGAAGGAUUCACACUGUAAACUGAAGACACUGAGACUAUUGUGCUGUGGCAUCUCAGAUGUUUCUUCUUUAACUCAGUGUUUGAAGAACACAAAAGCUCUGCAGUUUCUAAAAGAGGUUAACCUGAGCUACAACUCCAUUGAAGCCUCAAAGCAGCAGCUCAUUGAUGUGAUACGAAACUCAAGCUGUGAACUGAGAAUAGAGGAUCAGUAGCAGAACCCUGAUGAAGUUACGUCUCAGAACUUUACUACCAUGUCACAGCUUCACCUGAAUGAUGUGACGGCAGCCACAAGACAGAAGAAGCACCAAUGCUUCACCACACACCAGCUGCAGGUGGAGAGAAGAGAAUAAGCAUUUACUCCUGCUGUUGGACUUAAAUGCAGCCUUUCAUACGGUUGUUCAUGACAUUCUUAUUUCCUGACUUAAAUGCCCUCUGUCAUGCAAAAUCCACUUUUAAAAGCUAUUUGGAAAAAAUUGUGUGUAGGUAUAGUGUGUCCACUGUCAUAUUGGAGUGAUACAAACACAAGUCUCUGUAUUGAAAAUUUCCUAGCAUUAAAGUGUGAUUUUUCCACGUCUACCGGUAUUAACUGACAGCAGCAUAUUAACAGGUCUCAAAUAAUCAUGCAUAUAGUCAUGUUCACGAGGCAGGAUUUGCAGGGAAACUGGUAUUAAAAGAUCUGUUACCAGGCUGUGACCGAAACCGCCUACUACUCAGUAGGUACUGCAUUUGAAUUUAAUUGUACUACUGAGAUGUUAGAAAAGUAUGAUCUGUACGGUAUGAAUGUAAAUCAUGAUUAAUCGACAACCAUCGUUGCUUCACUGCCAUUCAUGAAUUCUCUCGUGGUGCAUCAGGGAUAGCGUAGCAUGCAUUGGUUGUGCACUUCAGAAUUUUGCCGGUAGUAGGUCACCUGGGUACUUCUAGCAUACUGUUUUUUCGAAUACUAUGAAUUCUACUUGGCUCGCAUACUGUUUUUUUAGCAUAUUAUGUAGUAUAGCAGUAAGUGCUACACUUUGUAUAUUUUACCCGUUUGCUGCAAAUAGAUUAAACAUGCCAAUGUUGUAACAGC